UCUUUAAGCUCCCAGUCUCUUGGACAACCAGUAGCACAGCCAACAAUGUCUCAGCCUGCAACUUUACAGCUCCAGUCUGGCAUGCCCCAGCCUGUGUUUCAGUUUUCAGCUCAAUUAGGAGCUAUGCAGCAUCUAAAGGACCAGCUAGAGCAAAGGACACGCAUGAUAGAGGCAAAUAUUCAUCGGCAGCAGGAAGAGUUGCGUAAGAUUCAAGAGCAGCUUCAAAUUGUCCACGGUCAAGGACUGCAGAUGUUCUUGCAGCAGUCAACUUCUGGACUCAACUUUGGUUCUGUGCAGCUUGCUUCUGGAAAUUCUUCAAAUGUUCAGCAGCUUACACCAGUAAACAUGCAAGGUCAAGUUGUUCAGACUAAUCAGACUCAAAGUGGGAUGAACACAGGCCAUAUAAGUACUUCACACAUGAUACAGCAACAGCCUUUGCAGAGUACUGCAACACAGCAUAAUCAACAAAAUGUACUUAGUGGACACAAUCAACAGUCUUCUCUUGCCAGUCAGUCACAGAACACAGUCUCGGCACCUUUGUACAACACUAUGGUGAUUUCUCAGCCAGCAACAGGAAAUGUGGUCCAGGUUCCUUCCAGCUUACCACAGAACAAUAACCAGAAUGCUGCUGCAGUAACCACUUUGACACAGGAUAGACAAAUCAGAUUUUCUCAAGGUCAGCAACUUGUAACAAAACUUGUCACGGCCCCAGUAGCAUGUGGAGCAGUAAUGGUACCAAGUACUAUGUUUAUGGGCCAGGUGGUGACAGCUUAUCCCACCUUCGCUGCCCAACAGCAGCAGCCACAGACUUUGUCAGUAACGCAACAACAGCAGCAGCAGCAAAGUCAGCCAGACCAUCAGCAGCAGCUCACCACAGUUCAGCAACCAGCUCAGCCGCAGCUGACUCAGCACCCCCAACAGUUCCUACAGACAUCCAGGUUACUUCAUGGAAAUCAGUCAGCUCAGCUUAUCCUCUCUGCUGCUUUUCCACUACAACAAAGCACUUUUACUCAGUCCCACCACCAGCAGCAUCAGUCGCAGCAGCAGCAGCAGCAACUUUCGCGACACAGAACUGACAAGAUGACUGAUCCUUCCAAAGUUCAGCCGCAAUAGUCUGAAGCUCUGCCUCUUUUUGAAGUAAAGUACCAGGAGGGGGCUGCUCCACAAACAGUUGCACUGAGGCUACAGGGGUAGCAGUACGGAGGCUUUCUAACACCACAGUGUUGAGAUCUACUUCUAACUUCUGGAAUCUGUUAAGAAAAGCCACAAGAUGAUGACGGGGACAUGGCCAACUUUGAUGGUUGCCCCAGUUUCUGUGUUCUGAAGGAUUUGCUGCCACGUGUUAAUUAGUCCAGGUGAAAUCUCAAAAUGUGACUGAAAUGAGAGGGAUGCUGAAAAUAUUGAUAUUUUUAUCAGUCCUGUACAUUUUUAAAGUAUUAAAAUGGACAUGGAGCAAUUGUUUGAAUUAGCAAAAAAAAAAAAUGUCAGGAAUAUAGUCCAAAAACCAUCUAAUUUUUUUCAGAUGAUUACGGGACAGUAAAUAUUUUGAAAAUGUUGUGUGAAAUCCAGUUUUCUGUUGUACAGAUGCUGUAAAAUAUUGUGUAUAUGUCUGCAUAAAAGGAGAAAGAGCAAAAUAUUUUAUAUGAUGCAUGAAAAUGUAAUCUGUUAUUUGUAGGUUUGAAUAUGUUUCCCUAAAUUCUCAUGCCAUACUCAGACUAAUGUUUUCCUCUGUUCUACCCUUUUGUUUACAACAUGAUGCGUCAUUAUUUUCACCCUUAAUGUGGGCACAAGUCUCUUGUUUGUGCUUUGUCUGUGAUGUCAGGGUUUGUUCGGUGAGGUAUAGUGUGUUGGUUAGUUGACUUCUUGAGGUUAAAUUAUUGAUGAAGCUGUUUGAACUGGUGAUCAUGCAUCAGGGUUCAGGACAUUCAGAUUCAUGAGUAUCAUCUAUCAUUUCAUAAUUAAUUCAUUGUUUUAUUUGAAAAACAGGAAUUUGCACUGCUUUCUUGUGGAUGGUUUGGAAUUUUAUUCCCCAAAGCUAUCUUUUGAUAUAGUUCAUAGUUGGAAAUAUUUAUGUAAAAGGUUUAAAA
Cariama cristata (Red-legged seriema) is the source of this 2087-nucleotide messenger RNA. RefSeq names its product circadian locomoter output cycles protein kaput-like. The annotation marks the transcript as partial. The transcript has 6 exons. Gene Ontology annotation, cellular component: CLOCK-BMAL transcription complex. Gene Ontology annotation, molecular function: E-box binding; DNA-binding transcription factor activity, RNA polymerase II-specific. Lineage: Eukaryota; Metazoa; Chordata; Aves; Cariamiformes; Cariamidae. The record is from RefSeq and is a predicted model, not a curated record. Gene Ontology annotation, biological process: circadian regulation of gene expression; regulation of transcription by RNA polymerase II.